AUGUCCGCCAUCCAGGCCAUCCACAUCCGCGGCUACGAGGAGCGCACCAACCCCAAGGCCCACGUCGUCUACCGCAUCGAGAUCCAGGCCUCCGUCCGCUCCUGGCAGAUGUGGAGGCGCUACUCCGAGUUCGCCGACCUCCACGUCGAGCUCACCAAGUCCACCGGCGCCCCGCCACCCGCCGAGCUCCCGCCCAAGCGUGCCCUCUCACUAUUCAAGACCCGCAACACCGCCAUGCUCGAGGAGCGCCGCGCCGGCCUCGAGAUAUACCUCCGCGCGAUCCUCAGCGCGAGGGACGACCGCUGGCGCGAGAGCUUUGCCUUCCGCGACUUCCUCGGCGUGCCCGUCGGCCGCCAGAACGGUGCAGACGGUGCCGCACCCUCGCAGUUCACGUCCUCGUCGUGGCUGGACGAGCACCAGGACCUGCUCGCCCGCGUGCGCGACGUCCGCGCGGACAUCAACAAGCGCGACGCGCUCUCAGAUCGGGGCGACAUCUCCGCCUCGCAUCAGUCGAACGUGCAGGCGAAGAAGAAGCUCGCGGGGGUUUUGACGAGGGUCGGCGUACUCGAGGACGGGCUGCGGUCGCUGGGCUUGAGUGGGAUGAGCGAGGGCGAGCUGCAGCGGCGGACAGACAUGGUUGCACGGCUACGAGACGACUGUGAGAAGCUCGCGAAGAUGGUGACGGUUGCACGGAUGACUUCGCGCGGGAUUGGCUCUGCUGCAGAGCGAAAUCCUGCAGCGCCAUCGGAUCGUGCAGCACUAUUGGAGACAACAUCGUCUUCAGGCUUCAACAAGCCUGCGACACGAGUUUUCGGAGCGGCGGCACGCCCGCAGGAGACGGAGCAAACCCGUCCAUUAGACGAUCAUGGUCUGAUGCAGCUGGGGCAGACACAGAUGGAGCAGCAGGACCAGCAACUAGCACAGCUCUCAACAAUAUUGCAGCGGCAGAAACACUUGGGACUGGCAAUAGGCAGCGAGAUCGCGGAGCAGAAUGAGUUACUUGACGAUCUGACAUCUGACGUCGAUCGAGUGGGGAACAAACUCACUUCGGCGAAGAAGCAGCUAAACAGAUUAGGAUGA
Postia placenta MAD-698-R-SB12 is the source of this 1080-nucleotide messenger RNA. RefSeq lists its product as hypothetical. The transcript has a single exon. The record is from RefSeq and is a predicted model, not a curated record. Gene Ontology annotation, molecular function: phosphatidylinositol binding. Bases 1 to 1080 code for a protein of 359 amino acids. Gene Ontology annotation, cellular component: intracellular membrane-bounded organelle. NCBI's taxonomy places the organism in Eukaryota, Fungi, Basidiomycota, Agaricomycetes, Polyporales, Adustoporiaceae.